This is a messenger RNA of Podospora pseudocomata, 1794 nucleotides long. RefSeq lists its product as uncharacterized. The transcript has a single exon. Bases 1 to 1794 code for a protein of 597 amino acids. Gene Ontology annotation, cellular component: phosphopantothenoylcysteine decarboxylase complex. Gene Ontology annotation, biological process: coenzyme A biosynthetic process. NCBI's taxonomy places the organism in Eukaryota, Fungi, Ascomycota, Sordariomycetes, Sordariales, Podosporaceae. The record is from RefSeq and is a predicted model, not a curated record. Gene Ontology annotation, molecular function: phosphopantothenoylcysteine decarboxylase activity; FMN binding.
AUGUCCGAAGCCUACCCCUCCACCCCCUCCCCGUCCCCUUACUACACCUCCCGCCGCUUGGGACAUCACCACCACCUCGACGACACCCCCAUCAUCGCAGACCUCAACCCCCGCCCCCGCUCCCUCCACCUGCUCGUCGCCUCCAACGGCCCCCGCGAUGUGGCCUACGCCCAGACCAUCGCCGUCCGGCUCUCCAAAGAAACGCAAAUCACCACUCGCGCCAUCGUCGACGAUUUGACGCAUCGGUUGGCGCAGGAGAUCAUGGUUCACCAAAACAAACCCGCCUCCCUUGCCACGAAUGAGCAGCAAGCUUCGGAACUGAUCGAAUGGGCGGAUUUGCUGGUGUUGGCACCGAUAGAUGCUGAUACACUGGCGAAGAUGAUGGUGGGGAUUGCGGACAAUUUAUUGCUGCAGGUGCUGAGGGGGUGGGACGCGAGCAAGAGGGUGCUGAUGGUGCCCGGGAUGACGAAGCAGAUGUGGGAGAGCCCGGUUACGAGGCGGCAGAUGGGGAAGCUGCAUCGGAAGUGGGGGUGGGUGAGGGUGCUGCCGCCGGUGUUGUGGUCGUAUGCCGGGGAUGGAAGUGGGAAGAGGGUGGUGGAGUGGGAGGGGUUUAACGAGCUGCUUGGGAUCAUCAAGAACCAGGCGGAUUUGUUGAAGGUGGGGUUUAAUGUUGACGUUGGGGGUGGUAGUUUGCCGGUGGUGGUGGUGAAGAAGGGGAAACAGAAGAAGGCAAGGAGCCAGCUUCCUCCGGAGCUGUGGAGUAUGAUUUUUGAGUUUUUGGGGGAUUGGGAGUUGGCGACGAGUUUGGGGGUUUAUACUACCCUCGAGGUGCCCACGGGGGAGGGGUGGAGGAGGGAGCCGAGGGAUAAGGGGGAUCUGGUGGGCGUUUUUAUGCAUGAGUUGGAGUGGACGCUUCUGGGCGCGGAUACGGAGGAGAUCUGUAGGAAGCUGGCAAAGGCUCCGGCGGGGUUUUGUGAUUUGAGCGCGUUGGCUGUGCACCUCAUCUUCAAGUUUUCCUUGACGGGGGUCUUGACUUGGAUCGAGGGGAAUUCACCUCAUUUCUUCAAGUGUUUUGACGGAAAGACGAUACCGACAAAGGCGUCGGCUUACUAUGGGAGGACGGAUAUUUUGGAGUGGUGGAGGAAGAGCCCGAGCUUUUUGGAGAAGCAGUAUGAUUGUGAGGCGGUGGAUAAGGCGUCGAUGAGGGGGUUCGUGCACGUGCUGGAGUGGUGGAGGAGGAGCGGGCUACCGCUCAAGUACAGCGAGGCUGCGUUUGAGGGGGCGAGUUCGAAGGGGCACAUUCAUGUUUUGGAGUGGUGGAGGGAGGCGAGCUUGCAGAACUCGGCCGUGGCGCUGAAGCCGGGGAAGGCGUUGCUGGGGGCGGCGCAGUGGGGGAUGGUGGAGGUGAUUAGGUGGUGGGAGGAGAGCGGUAUACCGGCGGGACAUCACGAAGCGGUUUGCAAGAUGGCGAGUCGGUGGGGGCAGGUGGAGGUGCUGGAGUGUUGGAGGCGGCUGAGGGGGGAUGACAAGCUGGAGUUUGAUAAUCAGAUCUUGAUGGAGGCGACCUAUCAUGCGCAUAUUCAUGUGCUGGAGUGGUGGAGGAAGUAUGCUCAUGGGGAGCUGCCGGGGAUGAAUGGGAAGAAGGGCAGGAGGGUGGAAUACAAGACCAUGGAUGUGGAAGAGGCGCUGGAAGAUUCUCUUGGCGACCAGACAAAGGUCAGGAGAUGGUGGGCGGAGAACGGGUUGAACUUGGGCCUGGGUACUACGGAGUGGAUGAAGAUUAAGGCUCUUUGA